Molecule: messenger RNA, 945 nt
Organism: Sorex araneus (European shrew)
Lineage: Eukaryota; Metazoa; Chordata; Mammalia; Eulipotyphla; Soricidae
Product: olfactory receptor 6C2-like
Exons: 1
Coding region: 1-945 (314 amino acids)
Biological process (GO): G protein-coupled receptor signaling pathway
Cellular component (GO): membrane
Molecular function (GO): G protein-coupled receptor activity; olfactory receptor activity
Source: RefSeq, a predicted model, not a curated record
AUGAUGAGAAACCACACAAUUACAACAUUCAUCCUUUUGGGACUGACCGAUGACCCGCAGUUGAAAGUUCUCAUUUUCAUCUUUCUUUUUAUUACCUACAUGUUGAGUGUAGCUGGAAACCUGGUUAUUAUCUCCCUCACCUUCAUAGAUUGCCAUCUUAGAACAGCCAUGUAUUUCUUCCUCCAAAAUUUCUCCUUCCUAGAAAUUUCAUUCACCACUGCUUGCAUUCCCCGAUUUUUAUACAACAUAUCAACCGGUGACAGACUUAUUACUUAUGAGGCCUGUGCUGUUCAAAUCUUUUUUACUUACCUUUUUGGGAUAACAGAAUUUUUCCUUCUAGCCACUAUGUCUUUUGACCGCUAUGUAGCCAUUUGUAAGCCCUUGCAUUACAUGACCAUUAUGAAUAACAAAGUUUGCAAUAGGCUUAUUAUCAGCUGUUGGCUGACUGGUCUACUUAUCAUAAUACCCCCACUCAGCCUUGGCAUCCAACUGGAAUUCUGUGACUCUAAUGUCAUCGACCAUUUUUUCUGCGAUGCCACUCCUCUACUAAAAAUAUCAUGCUCAGACACCUGGUUCAUAGAGCGAUUGAUUUUAGUGUGUGCUGUCGUGACUUUUGUCAUGACCUUGGUGUGUGUUGUUCUGUCCUACGUUUAUAUCAUCAUUACAAUUCUAAGAUUUCCUUCUGCUCAGCAAAAAAAGAAGGCCUUCUCCACCUGCUCUUCCCACAUGAUUGUGGUUUCCAUCACCUACGGCACCUGCAUCUUCGUCUAUGUCAAACCUACCGUAAAAGAGGAGAUGACUCUAAAUAAAGGUAUUUCCAUACUUGUAUCAUCUGUUUCACCUAUGUUGAACCCAUUUAUUUACACGCUGAGAAACAAGCAAGUGAAGAAAGCCUGGCAUGACACAAUCAAAAGGAUUGCAUUCUUCUCACAAAGGAAAAAGUAG